Ornithodoros turicata is the source of this 4103-nucleotide messenger RNA. RefSeq lists its product as uncharacterized. The transcript has 9 exons. Lineage: Eukaryota; Metazoa; Arthropoda; Arachnida; Ixodida; Argasidae. The record is from RefSeq and is a predicted model, not a curated record. Gene Ontology annotation, molecular function: transcription cis-regulatory region binding. The coding region runs from base 121 to 2445 and encodes 774 amino acids.
ACUUGAGCGCUCCUAGUGCCUAGCCAUGUCGUCAUUGUGAAUUUCGUUUCGCUUUUCAAUGUAAAGUCAGUUUUUUAAGUAAUAGUGAUCUCUUAAUGCUAUGACACGAUCCAGUUUCUCAUGAUGGCGAAACCAGUGACGCAGAAAGGUGCCCAAAGAUCUUUUACCCGCUGCUGUGUUCCAACUUGCUCAAAUAAUGCGUACAAUACCAACGGCGUGUCCUUCUUCAGAUUUCCUAAAGAUGCAGAAAGGUGUCGCAAAUGGGUUGCCAACUGUGGCAGAAAGGACCUGCAAACUAAGUCAGCGGAGAAGUUGUUUGCGAACUAUCGCAUAUGCUCUGCGCACUUCAAGAAAGAAGAUUUCAGCACAACCCACUGUAACCGUCUUAUCUGGAACGCAGUGCCCACUGUGUUCAAGCGAUACAAAGUACCCAGCUCCUCUACUGGCAUCGUCAAAGCGAAACAGAAGUACCGCAAACUGUUUGGAUUUGCAACAAGGAGGAAGCCUAUUGCUCUGCCCCGUAAUGAACCCCCUGUGCAUGCUACUGUGUCGUGCAUUAAAAGCUCGGGUGCAGGAGUGGAGCGUAACGUAAGGCCUGCUCAAGUUGAGACUGCCCCAGAAGCAGAGAGUGCACCUCUACAAAUCCAGCAGGAUCCUGCUCCAAAAUCAGACGAAGACAGUGAAGGGGUGGACGAAGGCCCGCGACUUCCAGUGUUCAUCGAGGACCACUGCUAUGCUGUUAACUCUCUUGCCAUGGCAGAAACCAUCAAAGUAAUUCAGAUUGAGCUGGAAAGGCAGUCAUCAACGGAUGUGACUGACAUGCAGAGCCAUCCUGGGCUGACUUCUGAACUGAUGCCUGCUGUGGAAGCUCUCACUGCACUGGGCAUCCCACCCCAACUAGUGGAAAGACCUUCUUCCCCUUCAGAGGCUCCUUCGUCACUGGCCAAGCGCCCGCGUUCCAAGAAAGGUCCCAGGCUCAUGCAGGACUUCCUACUUCCACACCUGGACAGGGGCACAUUUGGAGAUAGGCUCAAGUGGAUUGACCGUGCCAAUGGAAUCUUCCAGAUUGGCUGGUACCAUAAGAACGGAGCAGAGUGGAAAAACGACGACUGCAUCGUCUUCCUGGAAUGGGACAGACUAAAGAAGCGUCCAGUGGCACAAUCACCUCAUUACUGGAUGGAGGCCAAGCAGAGAUUCAGAGCUGCUCUGGGAAAAGUGUCCUAUGGUUGGAGCCAUCCAGCUGCGGCGGACCAGAAAAAUGUCAAGAUCCGCAAAGUUAAAUGGAACAAAGACAUGACGGACACAGAGCCUCACCCUAACUCUGGCUCCACGCGUGUCCCACGCAUGGGUCGUGUGCACCGUCCAGUCAUCAGCCGAAUUCGCAAGGUGUCCUCUCCUCCUCGUGUGAAAGAAGAGGAGGAGGAAGAAGAAGAAGAUGAUGACUGGAACCCAGUAGACAAAGAUACCCCCUCGGUGUGUCACAGGUGUGGCUACAUGACACGCAACCGGCGGGUGUUCCUGCGCCACCGGAUGAUGCACCGUGACGUGCGUGCGUUUUGUUGUCGUUACUGCCCUCAGCGGUUCUGCUUGCCCGAGAGCUUGUUCUUGCACCUUCAGGUGCAUUCAGAGACGUAUCCUUAUACGUGCACUAGUUGCGGAGUUCGCACCCGUCUCCUCCUUCAGCUGUGGCGACACGAGCUCCGCCGUAUCGCUGAACGUGUCUGCUUGUGCCACCGCUGCGGCAUCAUGUGCCAUGUUAGGUCUAACCUACGCCUCCACCUGCAGCGAGCACAUGGGAUCAUCCGGCGCUCCACCAAGCCCUACUCCUGUGCCCUUGGAGGCAAGGCUGCUGCGGCCGAUCCAUUUUCCGACACCUCAUCUUCCCUGUCUCCCCUGCCACCAUCUAAGGCAGCAAAGACAAAGAAGGCUGUGAAACGACCUGCAAGAACGCCCAAGUCUGAACCCAAGCAUAAAAAGGCGAAGGCCAGCAGCGGUGAAGAAGUCAAGGCACCACGACUGAAGGGGCCAAAGCAGACGCCGAACAGAUCGCCGUCUGCUAUGAAAUCAAAACGUGCGAAAACAGCGAAAGCUGCAAAGACUCCCGUCAGCCAGAUCAUCCAGUCAUCGUCGGACGACAACAUGUCGGCUCUGGACGUUCUGUCUUCAACGUCCGUCACGUUGGCAGAGCUGGAGGCAGCUGCUAGAAGUGACAGUGUCAACUUUGUAGAAAUCGAGGGGCAGGUUGUGCAGUCGGGUGACUCUGUCAUGCAGGUGACAUUGGACGAUAUGGCACAUGUGGUGUUGGUGUCCGCGGAGCCCGUUGAAAUGCCCGCCGCGCCUGCAACUGUGGCGGCUGCCCAGACACCUGCGGCUACCAGUGAAGUGACAGCGGUAAGAGGCUUGACGAAAAGAGUAAGGGUGCCGAAGAAGAUCUUGUCCUUAUAAGUCUUGUCACAGUUCUUCGCUCUGUUUUCCAAUCUUUCGUUCAUCCCUCUCUGAGGAGAACGAUGCGAGAAAAAGUUGUUCUGGAAUAGGGACAAUGCAAGUUGCGUAAUUGCUGUUACCAUUGUAUAUUUCCAUAAGACUCAUUGUGUGACAAAUAAUGAAUGGAGGAAUGGUUGAGAAGGUUUGUACUGGUUCCACUGUUUCUACUAUUUCCGUCACUCUCUCACCGUGUAUAAAGUCCGUAUAAAUCCUGAGGUGACAGUUGAGCCAUGCGUUGAACAAGCAUCACAUAAAAGUGUAGACAAACGUCCACAUGCAAUACACGCUUGGUGAUUGUUAUACUUGUGUCAUGCUCCAACAACAGGAGUUAUGGAGUAGGGUCGUGUGAAUGUUGGAAAAUUUUAAAUAUCAAAAUCGGCAGUUGUCUUACGGACACGGACUGUGUCAGGCCAUUGUUGUGAGCCACUUUGUUUUCUCGCAGCCACAGUUGGUGUGCCUGUGCAUGCUGCCAUUAUUGCACCACAUUGCUGUUGCACAAGUAGUUAUCAAUCUAGCAGUGACACAGUGAUAUGUGUGCGUGCAACAAGUAUCGGUCCAUCAAUACAGACAUGCCGGAGACACUGCCUUGGGAAACAAAUCAGAAUUUUCAGAAGGCCAUGUUUUCAGAUGUGGCUUACAGGAAUUUUAGCUAAAUAUUAUAUGAGAAAUAAGAAAUAAUAUCAAAGUGUAGAAUCAGCUUGUAGAUAAGUCUAACAAUCAAAACAAUCCGAGAUAAUGAAAAACGAGAGCACAGACGGCUGUCACUCUCACUGCACUACCAAGCACUGUACUAGGAAAUGUUGACUUCAUGAUCAUUGCAUUACAGGGCUCCCCUCCUGCAUAGUCAUGUGGAGCCACGUUGUCGCAUAUGAUGGCCCUCCGCAAGUGAAUGUGUGGCCCUUGUGUAAUGUAAUGCAAGCCUCAGGUUGGCAUUGGUCGGCUAGAGAUCGGGCCAAAUCAGAUCUAUACCCACUACUCCCUGCUACGUUCUACCCUACCCUACUGAACUGUCUCUGCGAUAUUUGUGCUGAUUUAAGUUUGCUGAUUUUUUCCUCUGCUCGAACUUCCCUAUAUGAAAUUAUUAUCUUGUUUAGUCUACUCCCAUUUAUGCUAUUGAGCAUAUGAAGUGUCGCUUUCAUUGAUUUUCCUACGUUGUUUUUCUGCGUUUACAUCAUGAGUAGUGCAUUUGUCAUACAUCAUGCAUACAUCGUUUUUGUGAGUUCCUCUAUUCAUGAAGCACCCUAAGUUACUCUCAGGGACACAAUGUUCUGUACAUAGUACAAUUUUUUUUUUUUUUUCUAUUUUAUGUUGCAGAUGUGCUGUACAUUGAUUAAGUUGCUAUACAUUGAUUGAUAGAUUAAGCUUGCUACACAUGCAAUUGAGGCUCAUUGUUUCGGCAACGUUUCAACUCUCAUCCACCAGAAGUGUGAAAAUUAAUUGAAUUAGAAGUGUGACAUUUGAUGGAAUUGAAGUGAUAUUGACCGCAUAUGCGGAGUGGCCCGGGAAGCCAAACUGCUGUUCAUAGUGGGCUGCAGUUUAUCAGCAAUGUGGCCAUAUGCAGAAUAUUAUGUACACGUUAGAGUGGUUACACAAAUAAAUAUACGUUUUGAUGUAUGCAA